Molecule: messenger RNA, 687 nt
Organism: Ambispora leptoticha
Lineage: Eukaryota; Fungi; Glomeromycota; Glomeromycetes; Archaeosporales; Ambisporaceae
Source: the annotation of a GenBank genome assembly
AUGUUAAAUCAUCAUCAUAAUGCAGGAUUUAUAGAAGAUGAUUACAAAGAAUCACAAAUCUUACUAGACAUAGGCUUGGAGGAUUGUUCCGGAAGCAAUAUAAAUAAAAUUUGGGAAGUCAAACAUAUUCAAAGUACAACUAAUCAUUCACAAUUUGUCUUAUUACUUGAUAAUGAAGGUCUCUUACUGUUUGAUAAAAACCAAGAAUCAUCUGUUCAGUUAGUACAAAGUGAUGAUAUCCCAAUUUCAAGUAAUACAUUUCAAGCAUUAGAAAAGAUCUGUGAACAAGAAAUUAAUAAUAAGGCUGCUGUGGAUUCAGACUCAAAAAAGGUUCUCUAUGGCCAUGGUCUCGGCAUUUGCAAAAAAGCGUUGAAUUUAGCGAUUAUGAAUGGUACCAAUAAGGCUUUGGAAGAUGUUUUGCAACAAUUCAUUAGUGAACAAAUUUCACACAUAAUAACACUGCUUCCAGACAAUCUCAACAAGGUAAGGGACGUCCUGCACAUAAGAGAUACUUGUCCGCAAUUGAGGACCAUAGCAAUAAACGUGUUUGUCCCAGCAUUCAAGAUGAAAUAUCAGAAUUGGGGUCAAAAAGGAAAAAUAAGUGGCAAUGUGCUAUGUGUAAGUCAUGGUAUCAUGAUUCCUGAAACUGCCCCUCAAAAGAGUAGUUGUGGUACUAAAAGCAAAAAG